AGCUGUUAUCCACAGUAAACCCAGCACUCCCUGUAUGGGCUAUCUUAAUCAUACCCUGCAAUCAUGCCCUUCCGAAGCUUUAUAGGGGGCAGUGAGGCUGCAUUGUCCUAAGAUGUGACCACCAGGCCACGAACCCUGCAGUAGGCAGCAUCUCUGCCAAUUAUUUCUAAGUGUGUUAUGUGAGUGUUUAUGUGUAUUUGUCUGCUCACCCCAGCCUGCAACUACUGGUAGGACCUGCCUGGAGAGAGCAGCAGUAUGCCUGUUAGCAGGAAGAGCACCAGCCAUUCACUGUAGUAAAUGCACUGCCUUUAGGACAAUACCCCCGGCAGCCUGGUUUUCAACCCCAGAGAGACUGUUUCCAGAGCCCCAGCAAGGUGGAAGAGGGGAUGGUGUGGGCUAGAUAAGGAGGAGCUGUUACCUGCGGGGACUUACUUCAGUUUUCUCAUCCAGUUCGUUUGAUGUAGAAUUCUAGAGUUGUCCUAGAUUUUAGGGAUCAUCCAGUUCAACCUCCUCAUUUUACCAGUGAGGGAUGGAGACCUAUGGAGGUCCCAAGACUUAUCUGUGACCAGAAUGGUAAGGAAUGGCAGUGUUGGGACUAGAUCCCAGGUCUCUUCAUUUAGUAAUUAUGCUUCUUCCAGCAUGGAUUACAAGGGGUUAAGCUGUACCAGGAAUCUGGGAUGGAGUUCAAAAGCACCGUGUGGGCAAUGGGUCAGUGAGUUAUAGUUACGAGAAUGGGUGAUCAGGGAAGGGCCUCCAACUUGGGUUACUUGUUACUACAUUUUGGGGAGGAUGUGAUUGUGUGGGGGACAUCUAGGUGCAUUAGCAAGUCUCAUUCACAGAGGGUGAGGUCAGAAAGUGACGAUUCUUGCAGAAGUAGGUGGAGAGAUCUAGUUGAAGGCUCUUAUGAGAUUUGAAGUUACAGAAAGAUGAAUCUGCUGUAACUCUUUAGAGGUUAGGCCAGUAGUAUCUGCUGUGAUAUUUGGAGAACUGAAGAGUAUUGCCAGACUUAGUGGUUGCUGGAUAGCUGUGGAUAGUUGGUGUUGUUAGGUGCCAUUGAGUCAAUUCCGACUCAUAGCGACCCUAUGUACAACAGAAUGAAACACUGUCUAGUCCUGUACCAUUCUCACGGUUGUUGCUAUGUUUGAGCCCAUAGUCGAACCCACUGUGUCAAUCCAUCUCGUUGAUGGUCUUCCUCCUUCAGUGAUCCUCUACUUUACCAAACAUGAUAUUCUUCUUCAGGAGCUGGUCCCUCCUGAUAACAUAACCAAAGUACGUGAGACAUCUCACCAUCAUCACUUCUAAGGAGCAUUCUGGCUGUACUUCUUCCGAGACAGAUUUGUUCAUUCUGGCAAUCCAUGGUAUACUCAAUAUUCUUUGCUAACACUAUAAUUCAAAGGCAUUAAUCUUCUUUGGUCUUCCUCAUUUAUUGUCCAGCUUUCACGUGCAUAUCAGGCAAUUGAAAGUUCUAUGGCUUGGGUCAGGCACACCUUGGUCCUCAAAGUGACAUCUUUGCUUUUUAACACUUGAAAGAGGUCUUUUGCAGCGGAUUUACCCCGUGCAAUAAGUUUCUUGACUGCUGCUUCCAUGGGCAUUGAUUGUGGAUCCAAGUAAAAUGAAAUCCUUGACAGCUUCGAUCUUUUCUCCAUUUAUUGUGAUGUUGCUUAUUGGUCCAGUUGUGGAUUUUUUGUUUUCUUUAUGUUGAGGUGUAAUCCAUACUGAAGACUGUAGUCUUUGAUCCUUCUCAGUAUUUCAAGUCUUGUUUGCUUUCAGUAAGCAAGGUUGUAUCAUCUGCUUAUUGCAGGUUGUUAAUGAGUCUUCCUCGCAUUCUGAUGCCCUACUCUUCAUAUAGUCCAGUGUCUUAGUCAUCUAGUGCUGCCAUAACAGAAAUACCACGAGUGGAUGGCUUUAACAAAGAGAAAUUUAUUUCCUCACAGUAAAGUAGGCUAAAAGUCCAAAUUCAGGUGUCAGCUCCAGGGGAAGGCUUUCCCUCUCUCUCCCUUUUUCUUCCUCUUUCCCUUGCCCCCCCUUCCUUCCUCUCUUUGUGUCUCUGUCUCUCUCUGCUCUGGAAGAAGGUCCUUGUCCUAAGUCUUCCCCUGGUCAAGGAACUUCUCAGGCAUAGGGGCCUCGGGUCCAAAGGACAUGCUGUGCUCCUGGUACUGCUUUUUUGGUAGUGUGAGGUCCCCCGUCACUCUGCUCGCUUCUCUCUUUUAUAUCUCAAGAGAUUGCCUCAAGACACAAUCCAAUCUUGUAGAGUGAGUGCUGCCUAACUAACACAACUGCCACCCAUCUUCCCUCAUUAACAUCAUACAGGCAGGAUUUACAACAUAUAGGAAAAUCACACAAUACCGGGAACCAUGGCCCAGCCAAACUGAUACAUACAUUUUUGGGGGGACAUAAUUCAAUCCAUGACAACCAGCUUCUUGGAUUAUUUGCUCAGCAUACAGCUUGAGUAAAUACGGUGAAAGGAUACGUCCCUGACGCACACUUUUCCUGAUUUUAAACCAUGUAUUAUCUUUGUUUUGUUCAACGACUGCCUCUUUGGUCUAUGUACAAGUUUCCUCACGAGCACAAUGAAGUGUUCUGGAAUUCCCAUUCUUCUUGAUGUUAUCUGUAAUUUGUUAUGAUCCACACAGUCAAAUGCCUUUGCAUAGUCAAUAAAACACAGGUAAACAUCUUUCUGAUAUUCUCUGCUUUCAGCCAGGAUCCAUCUGACGUCAGCAGUGACAUCCUUCAUUCCACACCCUCUUCUGAAUCUGGCUUGAAUUUAUAGCUGUUCCCUGUUCAUGUACUGCUGCAACUGUUUUUGAGUUAUCUUCAGCAAAAUUUCACUUGCAUGUGAUAUUAAUGAUGUUGUUUGAUAAUUUCCAAAUUCUGGGCGUGUUCUGUAGAUAGCAGGUCCUUUUAUGGCUAUAGCUCUCUGCACUUGAAUCCUUGUUUCUGCUUAACUGAUUAAUGCAACUCAUUUUAAGCUGUCACAGUGAUUGUAAACAUUAUGACUUUCAUUCUCUCUUUAAUUUUUCUAUAUGUUGAAAUUGAGCGUAUAAUAUAAAAAGAGAAUUUUUAUAAACCCAGAGUUGAAAUAUUUGGUCAACUGUAGAACUGGUUUUAUUGGGAAGAAUGAUUCUAGUUUUUGAAAUGAUUUUUCUUUUUUUUGCUUCCAUUUAUCGAUCACCUACUUUACAGAGGCAAUAUUUCAUAGUGGUUAAGUGCAAGGACUCUGGAGCUGGGGUUCUUGGGUGUAAUCUUUCCUCUCAGUUAUAUUGUAUGACCUUACUUGAAUUAUUCACCUUCCCCACCUCAGUUUCCUCAUCUAUAAAAUGGGGAUAAUACCCAUAUUAUUAUUCUUGUGAGGAUUAAUAAAUAAUGGAUGUGUUAGGACAAUGCCUGAUACAUAUUAAAUGCUGUUUACAUAUGAGCUGUUAUUGCACCACAGGCAUUGUUCUAGGUCCUUUGUAUAUAUACAUUGUCACUUAAUGUAUGAGCAAACUCAGGCUUAAAAAACUUAAGAUCAUCUAGCUAGUCAGUGGCUAACAUGGGACUUGAACCUUGUCUGACUCAAAGCCUUGCUCUUAACCACUCUACUCUUAUUUCUGAUGUGUUGUAAAUCACUUUACUGUAGGUGGUAGGUUAUCCUGUCCUAUCUAGCUAUAUAUCUGUGGCACCAUGGUUAAACACUUGGCUGCUAACUGAAAGAUUGGAGGUUUGAAUCCAUCCAGUGGUUCCAGGGGAGAAAAGACCUGGUGAUCUGCUUCCAUAUAGAUUAUAGCCUAGGAAACCCUAUGGGGCAGUUCUACUUUGUCAUACAGGAAGUGACUAUUAGUCAAAAUCGACUGAAUGGCACACAACAACAGCCUAUUGAUCCAUCUAUCACAUACUCCCUAAUUAGAUUUUUCAUUGUAUUUGCCUUCUGUUGUUAAAAUGCAUUUCCUUAAAACAUCUGUGACUUAAACAAGAAUUACAAAAUGUAAAGACAGGUAAAAACCAAAUAACUGCUUUUAAAAUAAUGCUACUCACACGAUUAGGUAAACCAAAAACCAAAACCAGUGCCAUCGAGUCGAUUCCGACUCAUAGUGACCCUAUAGGACAGAGUAGAACCGCCCCAUAGAGUUUCCAAGGAGCGCCUGGCAGAUUUGAACUGCCGACCCUUUGGUUAGCAGCCGUAGUACUUAACCACCACGCCACCAGGGUUUUGAUUAUGUAAGAACUUUAAAAAAUCCAUGCUAACUGUGCUAAAUUGUGAAAGCGUAAAAUGUCCACACACAUACAAGUUCUGUGGAUGUUAAGAGAUUGGUUAGUAUUAGGCACUUUUAGCUUACUGUUUUAAAACAAUAAUGGCAUUAGUGUUUUAACCAUUUGUACAUUUUAAUUACUAGGAAGAAAUUAUAUCAGUUUUUUGUAGCUCAUGGAAAUCUUCCCUGUCCGUACCCUAGAAUAAAGAGAAUUAGGGCCUGAGAAGUGAGAUGGGGCUUCUUGGCAACGGCGACAAGUGAAGUUGAUGAGAGUUAACAGUUUUUGACUGUUCUUAGCAGACGGGUGGUGCGUUGGGACUUGUUCAUGGUAAUGAAGCAUUGAUUGUACGAGCCAGUGAAGUAAUGCUUCUCCCAUUGAUUUCAUAAUAUUAUUGGGAGAUCUGUUAAGUGGUUCGCCUAAGCCCCGAAUUUGAAGCUGUCUGUACUAUACAUACUUUUGAUAUUACAUUAAAAAUUAGAAAUCAUUUAUUUUAUAGUGUUGUCAACUUUGUAAUUAUUUUAUGGAGAAACUUAUUCAGUAGAAAGGAAACUAACAAGACAAAAACAAAACAAAACAAAACACCCCACUACUCCAUCAGAAUCACUCUAAACAACGAAUUGCCUUAUCUUUCUCAGAGUAGCGCUACUUUUUAAAAUAAAUCUAAAUUGGAAAUUGUCUAAGCGUUCAGAUUGCUUGAAACAAAGUUGAUUAAAAUUUCAAAUAUUUAUUUAUUUACUUACCUACUUAUUUAUUUAUAUGUUGUCUCUGGGCAAGGUGAAGAAUUGUUUUAUCAGUACAAAGUAGCCAUUGUUAAAAUUUAUUUAAAGUUUAGCUGGGGCAUACUCAAGGUGAAGAACAAUUGGCAAUGAAGGAAAACAUGGCUCAGGGGACAUGGUAAUAUGACAUUAAAGAUUACAUCAGAUAGCAUCUGUCUCAGUAAUGACCAUAUGUCCUUUCCAUCUGAUGUGUGUUUCAGGUCUUGGAUGAAUGAGUCGGAGGUCUUAGAUAUGCUUUAAAGGAGUGUUCUUUUAUUAGGUUUAUUAGAUUUGUUUUCAAAUUAAUCAAAUGUUAUAAGUGGAUCAAACGUGCCUACUAUCAAAUGAGGAAGCAUAAUGACAAAAUUGCAUUCUUCCUAACAGUUUGGAUGCUGACUCCUUUCAGCUUCUGUAGCUUUGUGACAUUGAGUGCUAGGAUGAAAUGUGGACUUCUUGUGUUCUUUCCACGUAGAGAAAUAAAAGAAUUUUAUUUCUCAUUUCUAAACUAAUAAUACAGGAAUGAAAUGGGAAGAGAUGAUUAAAAAAAAAAGUUCUUAUUUUCUAAUAACUGUUCUUUUCUAAGAGACUUUUCUGAGGUCAACUUAAAAACAAAACAAAACAAAAAACGAAACAGGGAAAGAGAGCAGAGUCACGGCCGUUGGGGUUUGAGUCAAGAGAUAAGCAGAAGUGUGCGUGUAUUAAUGUCACAUGGCAGGAGACUUUCCCCAGAGUGGUUUGCCGGUCCAGGGAGCUCUUUCAUUUUGUGUCUGAAUUGAGUUAUACUUUGGAAGAUACCUGGUUUCCUGCCUACUGCUUCAUUAUGGAUUAUACAGGGAUUCCCCGGGUGGCCAAGUGACUAAUUGCUGCACUACUAGAUGAAGGGUUGGUGGAUCAAAUCCACCCAGAGGUACCUCGGGAGAUACCCCUGGUGAUCUGCUUCUGAAAGGUCAUAGCCUUGCAAAUAGUAGAGCAGCUCUACUCUGCACACAUGGGGUCACCGUGAGUCAGAAGAAACUCUACAGCAACUAACGACAACAACAGCUUAAAGAGACAUCGAGGGGAAUACAAAUAAAGACUUCGAUGUGAACAAAGGGGAUGGCUCCAAAGAAAUUCACGACAUGACGCUUCUAAAAUUAGUCCUUGUGUAUUGUCUAGAGAGAAUAUGUGGUUUAAGUUCUUACCACAUUAAUAAAUACAUUUAUUAAAUUAGCUGUCUGAUGUGGUUGGAAGCCAUUCUGAAUGCUGUCUUCUGUAGUAAUUUUUAUGAACAUUUACGCAUCUACAAAUAUAACUCUAUUUAGUUGAUUAAACUUUGAAGAAAGAACUUAUGGUUUCAGUUCAUGGGGGAAUGAAUUCUUUUGGACUAGAAGAGAAAAUUUGUUCCCAGCAUAAUGCAGCACAACCACUUUUGUACUAAUCACUUUAUCAUAUCACUGAAGGAAUAUCUUUCAAUGUAAAAUCGAUGUUUGUGAUUUCGUUUUUCUUUUAGGGGCUAAAAACACUCCUGUUUAGUGCUUUUGCAUUUUCUAUUCUCUCUGCCUGGAAUGCUCUGUUUUCAGUUACCCACGUGGUUUCACAUCACUUUUUCUUAAGUCUCUGUUGAAAUGUCACCUUUCCAGAAUGGCUCUACCCGACAAUUUUACCUCUAAAAUAACCCUCCCAUUCUGUCAUCCUUAAGGAGCCCUGGUGGCGCAGUGGUUAAGCUCUCAGUGGAUGUUAACCAAAAGGUCAGCGGUUCAAACUCACCAGCCACUCCACAGGAGAAAGAUGUGGCAGUCUGCUUUCAUAAAGAUUUGCAGCCCUGGAAACCCUAUGGGGCAGUUCUACUCUGUCCCACAGGGUCAUUAGGAGUCAAAAUCUACUCAGUGGCAAUGGGUUUGAGUAUUUGGGUUUCAAACAUCCUUAUUCUCUAGUUCCUCUUUAUGUUUCUUGGUAACAUAUACCACUACUUGACAUACUGUGUAUGUUUGUCGUCUUACCCACUAGAAUAUAAGCUCCAUAACGGUUAAACCAGUUGAGUCUAAAUCAUGGCGGCCUCAUGUGUGUCAAGGUAGAACUAACUGUGCUCCAUAGGUUUGUCAAUGGCUGAUUUUUCGGAAGUGGAUUGUCAUGCCUUUCUUUCAAGGACAUCUGGUUGGACUCAAACCUCCAACCUUUUGAUUAGCAGCCAGGUGCUUGACCAUUUCUACCGCUCAGAGCCUCCAUAAGCUCCAUAAGGAAGGGAGUUUGUUCCUGGUAGUAUCUCUAGAGCGUAGAACAGUAGGCUCCCAGGAAAUAGUUGUCAAGUACAUGAUGGAGGUUUGCUCCAAAGUAACUAUUGACUUACUUUAAGAUCUUCACUGUUGUCUUUUUUUCCAAUAGCAUUUUAACGUAAUAAUUAUUUUGACCAUGGAGUUAUUUUGAUUAUUAAUCAUUUCUUUCAUUGCUAACUUUAUCCUGAAAUCAACAAUACUCUCAAAAUGGAAGGGCAAGGUCACUGGCAGAGAUAAUCAGAAAGAAUGGAUAAUCCAAAGAUCAUUUUGGCUUUGGAAUGUAUUAUGUAAAUCUUUUGGGGGGGUGGGGUCAUCAGAUCGGAUUUAUUUCCUUAAGCAACACAUUAAAAGGCAUCUCCAUCUCCUGAGCUCAUGCCUUCUGACUAGAAGAGAGAAUUGGAACAAUCUAAACUUUUGGAAUCAUUUUUGUCAAAGAUGGGUGUUCAGCUAUACAGAUCCAAACUUCUAAGGUAUUUGGAAACACAUCAGGCCUCCAGAGGUUACACAAACCUUAAGAGGAGUCAGAGGGUGUCAGUUGUAUCCAGUUUUGCUGGCAAUUGAGAUAUGUAAUAUUUUUGACAUAGUCGUGCUGUUACAGUAUUCUAAAAAGUAGACUCCUUGAAAAAUAUUGCAACCUUGAUCUUACUCUUAGAAGUCUGUGCCAAGAAAUAAACAUAGACUCCAGAAAAAUGCAUUUACAUAUGCAUAUAUACACCCACACAUAUGAGCUAGAAAAAGGAGCUACAGAAAAUGAGUCAGCAAAGUAGUUAUUGCAUAUAGACCAUGGCCUCCAUUUGAAAAUAUCUGUUGCCGGGGAGUAUUUUUCUCAUUCUGCUUUCCCUCUUGUCUUUCUGAUGGCCACAUCCAUCUACUAUUUGGAUAUCUAUUCAUAUGCAACAGCUGGUAUGUGAUUUAAAAUUGAUCUUAUAUGAGAUCAAAUUGCUCAUUUCCCAUUGCUGCAGUUAUAUCUUGACACCGUUAUUGAUUUUUUUCCCCUGGUGGUUGACCUGAUUAUUUUUUGGGGGACGGGCUUUUCUUUCCUAAUUCCUGUAAUUUUUGCUAUAGCCUUUUCUGUCAUUUUUAGUUUUCUGUGGUUCUUUAUCACUUUUUAAUAAAGAUACCUUUUCUCCACAUUUUCAAUUGUUUUUUUUUUUUCCCCUCCAUUUGAGUUGGAUUCAGAAAAUAUUUCUGUCAAUUAUUCAUUUUUUCAAGAGGCACUAUAGUAGGGUAUUAAGAGCAUAUAAUUUGGGACCAGACCACCUGAUUUGAAUCCUGGCCCAUUUGCUACCUUUGUGACCUUGCAAAUUAUUUAACUGUCUGUCAAGUGGGGAUAAUAAUGGUAUCCACUCUGUAGGGAUGCUACGAAGAUUGAAAGAGUCAAUCCAUGUAAAGCACCCCAAAAGUACCUGUCACAUACUAAACACUAGAUAAACAUUAACCCAACCCAAACCCAGUGCCGUCGAGUCGAUUCCGACUCAUAGUGACCCUACAGGACAGAGUAGAACUGCCCCAUAGAGUUUCCAAGGAGCACCUGACCUGACUCGAACUGCCGACCCUUUGGUUAGCAGCCGUAGCACUUAACCACUACGCCACCAGGGUUUCCAAAUAAACAUUAGCUUUUGUUAUUCUGGGAAUCCCUGGGUGAUGCCAACAAUUAAGCGCUCUGCUGCUAACUGAAAGGUUGGCAGUUUGAGUCCACCCAGAGGUAGCAGGGAAGAAAGUCCUGACGUUCUACUUCCAAAAAAUCAGCCACUGAAAACCCUGUGGAGCACAGUUCUACUCCGAUGCACACGGUCACCGUGAGUUGGAAUGGGUGGCAAUCGGUUUUUGUUUUUUUAUAAUUGUUAUUUUAGCCUGUGAGAGAAGAUUUGUUCUUUAUCUUGUUUAGAAUCAUUAUACUUUCUUCACAAUAGUUCGACAUUUUCAGUAAGCUAAACAUCAAUUUACCUUGAAUAUAUUAUGAUACAUCAUACAGGGCAAUAUUUUGCUGUCAUGAAAAGAAAGAGAGAGAUCUAUAUAUAGUGCAGAAUAGCUACUAAUGAUGUUUUAGGUGGUAAUUUGAAGUUCCACGUUCAUAUCAGAAUUUAAUUUUUAUAAACUGUGAAUCUAUAUAUAGAUAAGCCUUUGUAAGCAAAAUUUAUGAAAAUAUUGUGAAGGGUAGAUACCUUAGAUGAAUGGGUAGAGAAGAGACUUGAACAUCUUAUUUUAUGUGAUUUAUAAAGUGGUAGUGAGAAACCCUGGUGGCGUAGUGGUUAAGUGCUAUGGCUGCUAACCAAAAGGUCGGCAGUUGCAAUCCACCAGGUGCUCCUUGGAAACUGUGGGGCAGUUCUACUCUGUCCUAUAGGUUCGCUGUGAGUCAGAAUCAACUUGACAGCAAUGGGGAUAUAAUGUUAUUACGUAUAUAUAUGUUUACUUUUUGUGGAUUUCAGUAUUUAAAACAUUAAAACAAAAGAAAAGAAACUUCUUUCUUUGCCUGCUAUGGAUAGGCAUUCUAGUGAAAGUCUGCACACUUAUAGUACUUUUUUUAAACCAGAUUUCUAAGAACAAGAUAAUGCAGGAAGACUUUUAUUGUCAAGUGUAUCAAUAAAGUAUUAAUAUCUUCAAUUAUUUUUGUGCAUGCAUAUUCAAAGGAAAUAUGUUGGUCACAAAGCCUACUCGUAUGCAGGUGUAUACAAGUGUGCGCAAACAGCCUUAAAAUGACUGAGUUACUCUGGAAAAUGACAGCUGCCCUCAUGAGGCAAAAAUAAAGAGAAAGAGGCGAAAGAAUAGGAUAGGAGAAUAUAUAUGUAUUUAAAUGUAUUCCUAGAGCAGUGGUGUUCACGUCUGAAUAAUAGUUGUAAAAUAACUAAUAAUAUAAUUGCUGACAUUGAGUGUUCACUAUAUGCUAAGCAGUGUUCUAAGCAUUUUACUACUAUUUUGUUAUCACAUUUGUGUGUGCAUUUAUAUGCUUGAAUAUGGUUAUUUUCCUAUUUGUGUUUGAGUGUGCAACCCUUGAUCUGUCAGUCUACUAUAAGCUUAAAGAAAAUGACAGUGAACUCUUCUGUAAUUUUUUAAAAGACAGAUUAUUUUUCUUGUUUCUGGUAUUGACUCUAUUGUGAAAGUUCUAUCUGCUGCAUAAAACCAAGAACCCUAAUCUGUAUGAUAUCCUUGUGCUUAGGUGCUAUAAAACUACUAUUUAAAUUUCUUUGAGGUCUCUUUACCUGCCUGCCAUCACGGGAUGAAGAUCUAGGCGGAAAGGGGAAUGUAUAUGUUAUGUGGCUCUUGGUCUUUUGCAUUUUGUGACAAAGGAAUUCCCCUUGAGUCGAGCUGCUCCCCUGAAGCCCCUGGAGCCUCUGGCUCAAGCAGCGCAGUCGGUCUGUGCAGUGUCCCUGACGUCAUCCAGUGUAUGCAUAAGCCUUGCUAUUGUCUUACUGCUACAGCAGGGCUGGGGAUUGCAGUAUCCGCUGUAGCUGCUGCUCCCAGUCCUACUCCUGCUGCUACCUAGUCCUGCCUCACCGCAUCCCACAAGAGCCACGUCGGCCUGUCUUUGCCUACUGGAUUUUCACAAGCAGCUCUUCGGGUUUCGGUUCUAUAGGAGAGCUUUCUUCUCAAUCACUUGGGAGAAAACUGAAGCUCGUGAGAGGAGAAUCUGGCAGCUGGACACGCUUGGACUGCAUUGUCUGGCUUCAUGACCCCUGCUGUGUAGCCGGCUCAUCUCUCACACGUACUCUCUCCUCGCUGUUUCUUCCUUUUUUUUCUUUCUUCUUCUAAUUUUUUUAAAGCAGCAUCUGGAGCCAGCCAUGUUUGGCACUGAAUCUUCCUUGAGCAUGUUUUUGAACACAUUAACGCCGAAGUUCUACGUGGCCCUGACAGGCACUUCCUCCCUAAUAUCGGGGCUUAUUUUGAUAUUUGAAUGGUGGUAUUUUCGCAAGUAUGGAACAUCGUUCAUUGAACAAGUCUCAGUGAGCCACUUGCGCCCCCUUCUGGGAGGGGUUGACAACAACUCCUCCAACAAUUCUAACUCCAGUAAUGGGGACUCAGAUUCCAACAGGCAAAGUGUCUCAGAAUGCAAAGUAUGGCGAAAUCCACUAAAUUUGUUUAGAGGUGCUGAAUAUAAUCGGUACACUUGGGUGACAGGACGAGAGCCUCUGACUUACUAUGACAUGAAUCUCUCUGCCCAGGACCACCAGACAUUCUUUACUUGUGACUCUGACCAUAUGCGUCCUGCAGAUGCAAUAAUGCAGAAAGCCUGGCGAGAGAGAAACCCCCAAGCUAGGAUUUCUGCAGCUCAUGAAGCCUUGGAAAUAAAUGAGUGUGCAACUGCGUAUAUUCUCUUGGCUGAAGAGGAAGCAACAACCAUUGCUGAAGCGGAAAAGCUAUUUAAGCAGGCCCUGAAAGCUGGAGAUGGCUGUUACCGGCGUUCUCAGCAGCUACAGCACCACGGAUCCCAGUAUGAAGCCCAACAUAGACGAGACACCAAUGUCUUGGUCUACAUCAAAAGAAGGCUAGCAAUGUGUGCCAGACGACUUGGGAGGACCAGGGAAGCAGUGAAAAUGAUGAGAGAUUUAAUGAAGGAGUUCCCUCUCCUGAGCAUGUUCAACAUCCACGAAAACCUUUUAGAAGCCCUCCUGGAACUGCAAGCAUAUGCUGAUGUUCAGGCAGUCUUAGCAAAGUAUGAUGAUAUAAGCUUACCGAAGUCGGCAACAAUAUGCUACACAGCUGCCUUGCUCAAAGCAAGAGCUGUCUCUGACAAAUUCUCUCCCGAGGCUGCAUCUCGGCGGGGGCUGAGCACAGCAGAGAUGAACGCGGUAGAGGCCAUUCAUAGAGCUGUGGAAUUCAAUCCUCACGUGCCAAAAUACCUACUAGAAAUGAAAAGCUUAAUCCUACCCCCAGAACAUAUCCUGAAGAGAGGAGACAGUGAAGCAAUAGCAUAUGCGUUCUUCCAUCUUGCACACUGGAAGAGGGUGGAAGGGGCUUUGAACCUUUUGCAUUGUACGUGGGAAGGCACUUUUCGGAUGAUCCCUUAUCCCUUGGAAAAGGGGCAUCUAUUUUACCCUUACCCAAUCUGUACAGAAACAGCAGACAGAGAACUGCUUCCAUCUUUCCAUGAAGUCUCAGUUUACCCAAAGAAGGAGCUUCCCUUCUUUAUUCUCUUUACUGCUGGAUUGUGUUCCUUCACAGCCAUGCUGGCCCUCCUCACACAUCAGUUCCCAGAACUCAUGGGGGUCUUCGCAAAAGCUAUGAUUGACAUUUUCUGCUCGGCAGAGUUCAGGGACUGGAAUUGCAAGAGUAUUUUCAUGCGUGUUGAAGAUGAACUGGACAUUCCACCGGCACCUCAGUCUCAACAUUUUCAAAACUGAAUUCAUCACUCUUCUUCUCCCAUCACCGAAACCCCUCCUUCUCCUGUAUUCCUGACUCCCACCAGUAAUGGCCCUGCCAUCCACCCAGUUACUCAAGCCAAAACUCGGCAGCCGUCCCAGGCUCUUCUCCAUCUCACUCCCUGCAUCCGAUCUGUGUCGGCUUCCACAGUCUGUCAGUUCUAACCUCCUCUUGCCAUUCAGUCAGUGUGACUCAGCUGUCCUGCCCCUCCUUUCUCUUCCCAUGGCCUCUUCUUAGUUUAGGGUCUCAUUAUUCCUUGCCUGGACUCCUACAAUAGUCUUAACUGGUCUCCUUGCUUCCAGUCUUAUCCUCUGGCAGCCUGUGUUUCCUACUGACUCAAGAAUGAUCUUUCUAAAUUGCACAUCUGAGCAUGUCACAUCCCUGCUUGAAAUUCUCCAGUGGUUUCCCACUAACAUCAGGAUAACGGUUCAGCUCUUUAGUAUGGCAUACAAGGCCCUUUAUGAUCUGGCCCUUGCUUGGCUCUUCAGCCUCAUCUCUCCCAACUCUUGCACAGACAUCACCCUUGGGCCAUAGUGAAUUACUUUCCAUUCCCCAGAUGCACCUCAGUGCCUUUGCAUGUGCUGUUUGCUCUGCGUGGAUGCCCUUCACCAUUACCACCCCGACUUGUCCACCUUACUAACGUCUCUUCAUUCUUGUACACUCAGCUUUCCAUAAGUUUCUUCCAUGCUGAGUUAUGUGCCUCUUCUCUAUGAUCCCACAGUCUUCCAUGGAUACCUUUAUUGUAUUUUAAUUGUUGCAAACUUGUCUGUCCCUCCUUUAGAAUGUGAGCUCCUUGAGGGCAGGACUGUGUCUUCCUCAUCUGUGUAUCCCCAAAGCUUUGCUCAGUGCUUUGGAAAUAGUAGGUUUUCAAUAAAUGAUUAUUAAAUAAAUAAAUGGUAGUGGUUUCUGCAGAAAGAAUCAAUGUAAAACUCAGAUACAGCUUAGCAUUUCUUCUCUUAUAAUCAUUGAUGCUCAGAGCUGAAAUGGGAUCUUGAACAAAUUCCCUUCAACAGUAUCCCUGAUGGAGACCAUCUAGACUCUUCUUGAAUAUUUUCAGUGACAGUGAGCUCACCUCUUUAACAUUAAAGUCCCUUCUAUUAUUGGAACCCUCAGAACUCCCUAAUACUGAUAAAAUAUGGCUCCCUUUCGUUUCCUAUUAUUCCUAUUCUACCUUCUGCAACUGCACUAACAAAUCUACUUCCUCCUGUACAUUCUUAAG
Messenger RNA from Loxodonta africana (African savanna elephant), 13814 nucleotides. It is a transcript of the gene ST7, whose product is annotated as suppression of tumorigenicity 7. The coding region runs from base 11017 to 12576 and encodes 519 amino acids. The transcript has 16 exons. The record is from RefSeq and is a predicted model, not a curated record. NCBI's taxonomy places the organism in Eukaryota, Metazoa, Chordata, Mammalia, Proboscidea, Elephantidae.